CCUCAUCCAAAGGGAAAAAAGGACCCGGAAAAGAAACAGUCACAGACAGAUACCAGCACCAACAAUAUCCAAAUUAUUCCGAAGCUAGCAGCAGCUCAUCGACACGCUCAAGAGCAAGAGCUAGCAAGUGAGCAAGAAGGAAGCCCGCCAUGCAGACGCCAGCCAUGUCGACGUCCAUGGCCGCCACGCCCACGACGACCCGUGCCGUGGCGCCGGCGCCGGCGGCAAAGUCCCCCGCGCCACGGCAAUACUGCAACCACCUCCUCCCCUCCGCCACCAGCCACCGCCGCCGCCGCGGCAGCGUCGUGGCGCGGUCGGCGAAGAAGAGGAACCCGUGGCUGGACCCGUUCGACGACGGUCCCGACGAGGAGUUCGACUACCAGGGCAUGUUCGCCGGCGGGAAGCAGGAGGAGGACCCGCGGCCGCCCGAGGACCCGGCGAACCCCUACGGGUUCCUCCGGUUCCCGCAGGGGUACAACCCGGAGCUGGACAGCCUGGCGUCCAAGGUCCGCGGCGACGUGCGCCGCGCCUGCUGCGUGGUGUCGGGUGGCGUCUACGAGAACGUGCUCUUCUUCCCCGUCGUGCAGAUGCUCAAGGACCGGUACCCCGGCGUGCUGAUCGACGUGGUGACGUCGGCGAGGGGGAAGCAGGUCUACGAGAUGUGCAAGAACGUCAGGUACGCCACCGUCUACGACCCCGACGACGACUGGCCGGAGCCCGCCGAGUACACUCACCAGCUCGGCAUCCUCAAGAAUAGAUACUAUGAUUUGAUCCUGUCGACGAGGCUGGCCGGGAUCGGGCACGCGCUCUUCCUCUUCAUGUCGUCGUCGCGGGACAAGGUCGGCUACGUUUACCCCAACGUCAACAGCGUCGGUGCGGGGCUGUUCCUCAACGAGAUGUUCAAGGCGCCGACCACCAACCUCUCAGACGGCGGCUACCACAUGUACACGGAGAUGCUGGAGUGGAUCGGCCGGCCGGCGAAGAACGUGCCCCGGCAGCCGACGCCGCCGCUGCGGGUGUCCAUCUCCAAGAAGCUGCGGGCGUACGUGGAGGGCAAGUACAGCCGCGCCGGCGUCGAGAAGGGUAAGUACGUCGUCGUCCACGGCAUCGCCUCCGACUCCGUUGCCAGCAUGAAGUCCAGGGGCGACGACGACUGCCUACUCCCCCUCGAGCACUGGGCUCAAAUUGCCAAGGAGAUCAGCUCUGACGACAAGGGGCUGAAGCCUCUGUUCGUGAUCCCCCAUGAGAAGCACAGGGAGGAGAUUGAGGAGGAGGUGGGGGAGGACACCAACAUCCUGUUCCUCACUACCCCAGGCCAGCUCACCUGCCUCAUCAAUGACUCCGCCGGAGUCGUCGCGACCAACACCGCCGCCGUCCAGCUCGCCAAUGCCCGCGACAAGCCAUGUGUGGCGCUGUUCUCCUCGGCUGAGAAGGCGAAGCUGUUCCUGCCGUACGUCGAGGAUAAGGGGAGCUGCACCGUCAUUGCAUCGGCAACAGGGAAGCUGAUCGACAUCGACAUCGAGGCCGUGAAGAAGGCAGUGAAGGACUUCGAGCCCGCUCCAAGCUUCGCAUUGGCAUAACAGUACAUAGAGAUUCACAGAGAAUUUAUAUGAGCCACAAAGCUGGCAACAAGAUUUCAGUGUCUUUCGCAAUUUCAAUUCAGCACUAAUGCCAUUUCUAGAUUAGUAUAAGAAUCAGAGGGAUUCCACACACAAUGUUGCAGCUAUUACAACUGCAAAUACCAGACAAUGCGCUUUCUGGUGCCA
This is a messenger RNA of Setaria italica (foxtail millet), 1766 nucleotides long. Its product is annotated as photosynthetic NDH subunit of subcomplex B 1, chloroplastic. The transcript is spliced from 6 exons. Gene Ontology annotation, biological process: photosynthetic electron transport in photosystem I. Lineage: Eukaryota; Viridiplantae; Streptophyta; Magnoliopsida; Poales; Poaceae. Bases 150 to 1580 code for a protein of 476 amino acids. Gene Ontology annotation, cellular component: chloroplast; NAD(P)H dehydrogenase complex (plastoquinone). The record is from RefSeq and is a predicted model, not a curated record.